Molecule: messenger RNA, 16934 nt
Organism: Liolophura sinensis
Lineage: Eukaryota; Metazoa; Mollusca; Polyplacophora; Chitonida; Chitonidae
Product: intermembrane lipid transfer protein VPS13B-like
Source: RefSeq, a predicted model, not a curated record
CAAAAAUGACAGCAUUUCACCAUCAAACUGGCCUAGAUUAAUUUAUUCAACUGCAUCUGUGCAGGCUAGACUGCACAGCUGACCAGCCAAAAUGUUUAAAAUCGAGUCAUACAUCGCCCCACUUUUGAUGGGCUACAUUGACAAGUAUGUCAAGCUGCGGACAGAGGAUUUUCAACUGUCACUCUGGGGAGGAGAUGUGGUACUUAACAAUCUGGACCUUCGCCUCGACGUCAUUGAAGAAGCCAUCCAACUGCCAAUCAUAUUCAAGAGUGGUCACAUUCACGAGCUUCGCAUGCACGUUCCGUGGACAAAGCUGCGCUCAGAACCUGUGGUCAUCACGAUUAACACAAUCGAGUGCAUCCUGAAAGUUCGCGACACAGGCUAUGACAAUGACAGCAGCAAAUCUAGCAGCUCUGAUGUCCAUCGUUCUGCCUCCCAACAGAAACUGAAAGUGAAACAAAAACCAGAUGCUCCAGAUCUUCCUCCCGGUUACCUGCAGAGCCUUGUCAACAAAGUUGUCAACAAUGUCAAUAUUGUUGUCAACAACUUGAUCCUGAAAUUUGUUGAGGACGACAUUGUGUUGUCCAUCAAUGUCAAGUCUGCAGAGUGUUACAGCGUAGACAAAGACUGGGCCAGGGCUUUUGUGGAGUUGUCUCCCUUGGAUUUAGUGCUGAGGAAAGUUGUCAGCUUCUGUGAUUUGACAGUAUGCCUGGACAAAAGCGAUGCAAGUGGAAAAAUUGAAAUGUACCAGGACCCUGUGUUGUACCGUAGUUCCAUCACAUGCAGAUUACACACAAUCUACGAAUCCCUGCACUCCAAGUUCCCAUCAGUCACCAAACUGAACAUGUUUUGUGACAAGGUGGAGCUGACGUUGACCGACACCCAGCUGCCCAUGUGUAUCCGUCUGGUGGAGCUUUGUCUGGCUAUUUACUACGGGACACUGGGACGGUCAGACUCGGAGAGAGAUCAGACUGUCGAGCCGGUCAGUCAGGAAGUCCAGAGGACAGAUUCAGCUGGAGCUGCCUUGAGUCCUCUGACAGACACGGAUGUAGGGUGGGGAGAGUGGGCAUGGUCAUUUGUCCCACAAAUUCUGCCUGAGGGGGAAGAGGAGGAGGAUGAAAAUGGGGAGUCCAGGGCUAAGACCAAACCUGUCUCCCCUAUCUUCACCAUUGGUAUCUACAUUCCUAAGGCUUCUGUAACAUUCAAGUUGACAGAGAGCAUCCGUGAAUCAAUCCACUACGGCCCUAACAAGGUGACCUUCAGACCACUCUUAUACCUGGAGGCUGAGGGGCUGGGGCUGGAAAUCCUGGUGGAAGGGCUCAAGUUCUUCAGUGUCCAGUGUGGGGUAACAAAUCUCACGCUGAGCGGGCAGGGCGAGUGUGUAUGCGGCCAGGAGGACAGUGUACACCCAAGGAGUUCCAGGUUGCUGACCGGGGGAUCUAGUCUCUCCGAGCCCAGGGCCCUUUCUUACACCAGUGACUCACUGUUCGAUCCCCUCAGCUCAGAAAACCAGGGGAAGACAACUGAGUAUGUCACCAACUUUGAUAAACACAUGGAGGUGUGCACAGAAACAUUUGGCCUGGACAAGUUUGGUCUGUUCUGGUUUGAUUACGUUUACACAGUGGAGAUUCCGGAGCAAAGCCGACAUGGGAGCAAAUCCUCGGCCAGCGGUGAUGUUGACGACUUUGAGACAAGUAAAGAAAAGGCAUCUCUCAGGUUUUUGUUUGGUUCCUGUACGCUAAACAUCAGCAGCAGCCUUGUACAUCGUGUGAGGAAAUUCCUGUACUGUGCUGGAAACCAUCAGUACGAACCAUAUGCCUCACCUGUGCCAGAUCGAGCUGAUGAGGAUAGAGCGCCCCCUAGUGACCAGCAAGUCCAAGCUUUAGAAGAAUUCAUUCCAACCAGAACUUACCAUCUGACUUUUGUUAAACCAGUAAUAAAUGUCCUGUCUGCAGAACAUAGUCACUGUGAUGUCAAGAAAAGAAAACGCCCAAGCUCUGCCAAGAAAUCCCAAAAGACCAAGUCUUCAACAAACUCUGGGGCUUCCCACACUCAGUAUUCAUUACCAACGCUCAGGGCUUCUGCUGAACGCUUUGACCUUCAGAUCUCUCUGCCAAUGUAUGGCAAUAAACUGGUGUCCAUGGUGAGCAAGAUGGCGGGUCCAUCAAGCAACCUUCUCCACCACUGUUACUCUCACACACAGAUCAAGUUGUUCAGUUUUCAGAUGGGCCUUACUCGUGUUGACUCAUCUGGCACCAGUGACUCAGUGCUCACCGUCAUACCAGCCUGCAGUGGUGCCCUCUAUAGGAGAAGUCUGCUCAGCCCUGACAGCUGGCAAAAUCUUCACCUUCCUCAUGUGGAAUGGAUGUACGAGAUACCAUCUGUGAUUGUGAGCACCACAAAACCCCAGCUUUUGCUGAUUGCCCACAUAAUUACCUCAUGGCGGGAGAAAAACCCCAAACCCUGGCUGCUAAUGGGCAACUCUUUACUUGAGGAUACCUUCAAACCUCAGGAAGGAAGAACUGUGUACCGUGAGCCCCUCCUAGAGGUGACUGGGUCAGGACUGGAGAUUAAGCAGUGUACCACCCCUGUGGGGUUUUCUGCCACGGGAACAUUGGCUUCUCUACAGGCCAUCCUCUAUGCUAAUGCGGAAGGCGGAGACUGUGUCAUACCCAUCCUCUCUGCCCCUGCCACCACUCAGCACCUCCGUAGCCCCGCCUACUUCACCUCGGAGACGCCCAUGGAGAUACCAGACAACAGACAAGACUGGAUCACCUUUACAUACCAGGUGCCGUCAUCAACUAGUACUGCAGAAGUGCCUGCUGUUGUUCUGGCUGAGGUUACAGGGCUGACAUUUUGCCUGGACCCAAUGAUCUACCAAUGGCUGCUGUACAUCCCGCGCCUCAAAACAUCCUCCAUCCCAAAGCCUGCAGGGGAGGAGUCUAAGAUCUUUGUGGAUCUGGCAUUGGCCAAUGCUGCUUCACCUCUUAACCAAUCACAAAUGUCGGUGCAUUCAGAGAGCUCAGUGAAGGAUCAAUCCGACUCCUGCCCUACUCCCACUAACACCCAGACUCCCACCCAGGGUUUAACACAACCAACCCCCUCCCAACCUACCCCUGCACUGUCCACACCAGGCCAAGUCCACAGACACACAGGCUCAGCCAGUGAUCAACAGGGAUAUACCAGCAGUGAAGAGAGUGAGGAUCUUUGGGGCAGAAAAUGUGCAGACAUCUUUCCUUUGGUCAGAAUUCUACAGAUUCAGGUGGAGGUGUCAUCUUUCUGCCUGUUCAUGCCCAAGUCUACGGUGAUCAUAGGGGAUGCUGGGAUGGACAUCGCUGAGAAUCUGCUUGGUGUGUAUCGUAGUGGCACCCUACCCGACACCCUUGUCUUGUCUCUCCCGUCCCUCAGGCUUCACAGCUGUGGGUUUAAGCCCCUGUCCGUGCUUCAGGAAAUCCCUAUCCCGGUGCUGGAGGGGACGCUUAGAGGUGAGAAGUUGCCAUGGUCAGUCCAAGUUGCUGAUGCUGCUAUGUACACCCUUCAUAAGAUGCGGAGAGCCUACCCCAUCCUGAAGCCGACAGACUUCUCUUGUACUGUGGCCGUGAGCAGCAAAUACAGCCCCCCAACCUCUGACAGUAUCUCUGCCCUGGGGGCAUGUAUACACCUGGACAUGACAGGGAUUAAACUCUGCCUCUCAGCUCAACAGGUUCAGACAACAGCCUUACUGUUGACCCAAAUUACCAGCGUGGGGAAGGAACUCAGUGGCUUUUGGGGGACGUCUCUGUCCACAGAGGGCAAAAAACCUUCUCCAGAGGGGGUGGAGGUCAGGACUGACCCACCUCCUUCCACCCCACAUCACGCACCACCAGUGGAGCCUUCCACAAGUGGUGCUGAGGGUGUUACCACAGAAACGUCGGAAGACUUGUCAAGGGAGACAACUCCUAACCGGGAGCUGGAGAUCGAGGAGGUGCAGUCGUCAGGUGUGAGGCUGUCUUUCUGGUUGCAGUGGACCCUGCCGAAGUUUGAGCUUUUGUUGUAUGGAGAAGAAAAGAGGAAUAAACUGGAGAGGUGUGUGGCUGUUCAGCUAGAAGAGCUGAUCAUGUCCAUUGACCUGCAGGAAGUAUAUGGCAAGGUCAAGGCCAAGGUCGGAAUGGCAGGAAUCCGUCACUAUGUCAAAACACUUGGGGAGAACUCGUGGGUUCUUGGAGGAAAUGAAGGUCUCCUUGUGUCUGGGCCGAGCAGCUUGCCUCGCAACAUCCAGGUUGUAUCAAAUAAACUAUGGACCAAUGACAGCCUUCCGUCACCGAUGGGGUCGUUGUACACUGUCAGUGAUGUGGUUGGUCGGGACAAAAAUCAUGGGCUCUUGUCAUUCACCUUCACCAGAGCCCUGUGCAAGAAUGUGAAGCGACGGAUGCGGAAACUGAAUGUGGAGCUUGCAGGGCUCCACGAGGACACAAACUCACACAUGCAAGAUUUACUGGCAAAUAACUACAGGAAGUACAUCUCGGAAGUGUGCUUCACUUUAGAGCCGUGUGAUACUUUCCUCUUCAAACCAGUUGUUGGACUUAUCGUCAACGUCUUCAGCUACAGUUUGCCGCGAGACGGUCUCAGCGGGGUGAAGUUCUCCAGGCCCUCGGUGAAGCCACAGCUCCAGCUUGGCCCAAACCCAUUAUCAAGCCUCAGGGGAAGCAACUCUGCCAGCUCUCUAAAGAACUCUCAAAGCUCAUCCAAAAUGCCUUUGUCCUCUGCGUCCAUUCCACUGAUGUAUGUGAACAUUUCCGGCAUGAGGGUUUUCGUGCCUGUCGUAGACGUGACUCAUAACCCCAAUGACUCAAUAGAUGAUUCAAUACGGAAGAAAACAUCAACUCAGAACCAUGACAUGUUUCUGCUUCAGUUUUCGUCCUUGUCACUUAACCCACAAGCGGAGAAUCCUUUGUCCAGGUGUGUGAUGGAGAAAGAGCUGUAUCGACGGGCACUUCAUGCUGGGGUUACUCAGCAUCCAGGCUCACAGCUGGAAGACAGGCAAUAUCAGCUAGACAUUAAGGCUCUCACCUUCUGCUCAGGUGUGUGGGAAAACUUUACACGAAGGGUCUCCCGUCCUGAGGGUAGUGCUGUGGCCCACAACCCUUCGGUACAGAUCCCUGCCGUGGAGUGGAAUAACUUGAUGAUACCUGUGCAGAAGGAAAAGGACAUCAGAGUUAUUCCCCUUGCUUCCCGGUUUGACUUCAAAGUGGUGCUUGCUCCAGCCAUUGUCUACACACCUCCAUCAGGUGUACAGAAGAAAACUGUCAACCAGGAGCCUAUAGUGGUGUGUGGCCAUGCUGUGGAAAUCAAUAUCAUAAGUGACUUAGACUUCUACCUAAGUACCAGCCAAAUCAACCUCCUCCACAAAAUGGUGGCAAACAUUACAGCACCUAAUGAAAAUGCUGAAGACAGUGGUGUGGCCAUGCUGACUGCUAAUGCAUCGCAAUCCAGGGGAGAGCACCAUUUGAUCGAUAGUGGCGUUGAAAGUGACGCAUCAACAGCCAACACACAUGCUCAAAUAGAAUCCCGCGCCAAGGCCCUUCCCAUUGCCAUUGGUCACCAGCCAGAAGUGGUUGCCUUUACUAAAGGUCAGGGCCCAAGGAUAACUCCGCUUGAUGUUUUGCUGACAGCCGGUCGAAUCACAUGCAUGUUGUACAGCCACAAGACACAAACGGACGGAGUGAAAUUGUCUGUGGGUAAGAAAAAGUCAAAACUGGCUCAUUCCAAAUCGAAGAGGGCUGAUCGAGACAAGAAAACUGGAGUGUACAGCGGCAAGAAAAGCUCAUACAUCCAGGCGUGGUCGAGCUGUGGUUAUUUAGCAGACGAAUCCAGCGACGAGUUUGAAGGGAACUAUGACCCAGCUACUCACCUGCGCUUUAUGAAUAUUCAUGCAACGUCGGACAGCCACAGCUCACGUGAUGAGGAGACAGGGAUUGUCAUUGUACCAUUUCUAUACAGUUAUUUCUCACAGCCGCAUGCAGUUAUCUCCCUUCAACCGGACACCCAGAAGGUGGAGCUGUCCUGUUAUGAUGUCAUGCUGAAAGGAGCAGCAGUGGAUCACAUCAUUAAAGUUGAUGACCACAAAUUUUUACCUGACUGUUCUGAUUAUGCCACCCACUGGCUGGAGACUAGGUCUGGAUCACCUAACAUGAAGACAGGUGUACCUGCCAGCCUCAUCACUGUGAGGGUCACUGACCUGCUACAGGGACCAGUGGGGGCUAACCCUAACCUGCGGACAGGUGUACCUGCCAGCCUCAUCACUGUGAUGAUCACUGACCUGCUACAGGGACCAGGGUCCAGUGGGGCUAGCCCUAACCUGAGGACAGGUGUAGCUGCCAGCCUCAUCACUGUGAGGGUCACUGACCUGCUACAGGGACCAGGGUCCAGUGGGGCUAGCCCUAACCUGAGGACAGGUGUAGCUGCCAGCCUCAUCACUGUGAGGGUCACUGACCUGCUACAGGGACCAGGGUCCAGUGGGGCUAGCCCUAACCUGAGGACAGGUGUAGCUGCCAGCCUCAUCACUGUGAGGGUCACUGACCUGCUACAGGGUCCAGGGUCCAGAGGGGCUAGCCCUAACCUGAGGACAGGUGUACCUGCCAGCCUCAUCACUGUGAGGGUCACUGACCUGCUACAGGGACCAGACAGCGUUGCCACCUGGAGGAUUGAUUCUGAACUAGGAAAAGACAACUCCAAGAUUGACAUGCCAAGGAAAGUGUCAGGGAAUGCUGAGACAUCAGAGUCCACUCUCAUGACUUUCCUCAGCCACAGAGUGAAAAGCGUAGAGUUACAGACUGAACAGGUUGUGCUAUACGCAGAGACCCUUACAGACCAACAGACACCCUUUGUUCUCGUCGCACUGGGCUCAAUCAGCGCUGAUGCUGAACUUCAUCUUAAUGACAAAGAUCAAAUUGGAGAAAUCGCUGCCAAUCUGUUCGCAAAAGACAUUCUUGUGAAGACUGGGUUUGAAAGCAAGGCCAGACCUCUGAUUGGUCCAUUUACAGUGAAUUCUGAUUGUGUAGUCCAAUGGGGAGACCACAGUGGCCCUGAUUGGCUGCCAAAAGUUACCAUGGUUACAGAUAUGGGACUGGUAACCAUAGAGAUAGGUCAGGAGCAUAUUCUCUGUAUGGAGAUGCUGCAAGAACACAUCGUAGAAUUUCUGCAGCCUGAAGGUCAAGGAACUGACCAAUCCUCUGCCAGCUUGCCGUCACAUGACCGUCCUCAGGUGCCUGUCAAAGUGAAGUUAUCAGAGGAUUUUAUCAUCAGUCAGACUCAAGAUGACCUGAAGACAGGGACAUUCCAGUACAUCGUAGACGAAGGUGAGGGUCUUCACCCUAACCCUGGGGAAAUUGUGUUUGGGGUGGAGUCUGAUGCCGGUGACAGCACAAUGACAUGGAGUUAUCACCAACCAAGAGUUAUCUCCCAUUUCUCUGUCAGUCCUGUGCCAUUUAACAUCUCAGAAGACGAAACGUCAGGUCAAAGUCCUUCCUCGCCUAAGAUCCCAUGCACGCUUCAAUACUGGGAUGUGAUGGGGAGAGAGUUUGUGGACUAUCAAGAGUUUUUCCUGUCAGAGGAUAAAACAUGUCUGCUGUCUCUGCCAGAGGUGAAGCCUCAUGUCAAUAAUCUGGUGGUGGCCCUGAUGUGGAGGGUGGUUAUGUCGGGUCAUAUGGAUCAGGAGGAAGAAGAGGCUGAAGAGAGGACAUCGACCAGUUCUUCAGUGAGAAGCAGCUGUAUGGUACUGCCCAUGUCCCUGGCGGCGUGUAUCCGGGUGGACUCGUGCUUUGUCCCAAGUCUCAUCCCCACCCUACAGGUCUCUCUGUCUGUCUCCCUCAUUGAGGUCCAUCUGAGCAACCAUCUGCAGCAAAUGGGUGAUGUCAUACCCACCAAACUUCAGCCAUACUUUGCUGAUUCUUUGGCCCCUCUUGACCAAGAGUUUGGUGUGAUCAUCAUUGACAACCCUGGUGUUAUUAUAUCCAGGGUUCAGGGCCAGCAAGCCCGAACUACCAUUGGAAUUUCAGCAGCCGCGCAGCUGGAUGUAGUGGAAUAUAAGUUUCUGACCAGACAGACUGUCAUAGAAUCCACAAGUUUCCACGGCAACCUGACCAUCUUUCCUGAAGAUCAGAGUCUUACUGUGGACUGUGCUGUUGAUAUUGAGCCAAUGUUAGUGAGGCUGGGUAAAGGUGCUGUACACACACUGGACUGUGCUGCUCAGGUGUUCUCACAGAUGUUGACUGACAACAUAGGAGAGCCUUCACCGAGAAUCAUCUUCAACCAUUACAUCAUCUGCAACAACACUCAGCAGAGCAUUCGCUUUGGACAGGUGGGCAGUGAUGAGAAUGUGUGUGUGCAGAGCAGAGAGAUGAACCUGUACAGCUGGAGGACACAGACACUGCCACAGAGACUCCACCUGUGUUUAGACGGCUCCAAGUGGCAGUGGUGUGAACCUUUCAGUGUGACCAAUCAGCGCACAUUUGUGAGGCGUGUGAACACGGCAGAACAGACAUAUACGGUGGUCAUCAAGGUCAAACACCUGUCCAACGUACACACACAGGUCAUCAUCAGUGGUCAGUUGAUGGUGUCCAGUCGACUCUCCCACACCCUGGAGCUAAAGAUGUCCACAGGCCCCGCAGAUGCAACACCUAUCGCAGAAAACAGCGUGAUGUUGGGACCGGGUGCCACACCCCCCACGUGGGUGCUGGAGCAGAGCGACAUGAGGUCUUUCAGGGUCAGAUUAACCAGUAUUAAAACCAUGUGGUCACAGGAAGUGUUUGUGUCAGGUGACCGGAUGAAGGACGCACGAUUGGUUAAGAUCCCGUUGCAUGACCGAGGCAGCUGUAUACAUGUAUGGUGCCACACCUACCAGCAGAAUGUGGACGGAAUCAGGCAGACACUGGUUUUACUGUCUCCGCUAUACGUGGUAAGAAGUCACCUGCCACACCCUGUGUACAUUAACAUAGAGACAACCAAGCUCAAGUCUCAGUCACAGGUGGAGGCCCCAGGCCAGGGGAGAGAACUGGAGUUACAGUGUAUGGGAGGAGAUCUCACUCACCAACUCACAUUCCAGCUCGGACCCACCCUGCCCAAGUCCAGCCCUGCUGUAUCUCUGUCCACUGGUCUGAUAGAACAGGUGACACGUACCAAGCUGGACACAGUGGACCUUGACAGGCUGUGUUACGAGAGGAGUAAGAAUAAGCACAAUGGCACCUGGCCAUUCUGCUAUGAGGACAGCAAUAGAGAGCUGUCUUUGCUGAACCCCUCUGUCUCAGUACAGCCAGGAAACACGUCUGCUACUGUCCGUGGGGGCCCUCAGCCUAACAUUGACCUGAAUGUCAGCCUUCUGGAGUACUGGCCAGGAUGUAACACACUGCUGGUCACUGUAGCACCCUCCUGUCUACUAGUCAAUCAUAGUGGGCUGGACAUAGUUGUCAUGACAACUGAAGAAGACGGAGAUUGCUGGGAUGUUCCCAAUGGCAAUGUGUUAGCCCCUCCUAAAUUUCAGACUGGCCUGAGGCUAGGGGUGAAGGAUGACCAGGGUUUGGCCAUGUCCUCACCGGUCAGGCUCUCAGAGGAGGAAUGGUCAGUACGCAGGCAUCGGUCAGACUCCAGCCACACCCUCUACAUGGAUGGGUAUGUCCAGUUGUCCAUCAUGACGGUCAGACAUGGCUGCACUCAGAUGUGCAUGCUAACGGUGAGGUCAAGGCUUGAUCAGGGCAUGAGGAUUCUGACUGUCAGGGAGCGUUAUGCGGUUAGCAGCCUUACCACGGGGGUCCUUGUGGACGUCUUAAGCUACACCAUUCCUCUGGGACAGCAGGUUUCUCUUAAUAACAGUCCAGAGGCAACCUCAGUAUUAAGUCUCAAAUCAGGUGAAACCUCCAAACCAAUAGUUUCUCCUCUCCUUUACUGGAGAGUUCUUCCAGGGGAGUUAAAUAAGGAAGAAGACAUGUCCUUUGUACAGUAUAUAUGCCUGAGGAAUGGAGACAAAGCCGAAUGGGCAUGUCCGUUGAGAGUCACAGCCACAGAAAAUGGGACAAGGUCAACAGUGACGCUACCAAAACCUCUCGACUGUCAAUCAGGCAUCCAUACUAUCCCUCUAGUGAUGACAGGACAUCUGAAAGACGGAGUUACCUACCUUGUUCUCCAAGAAGACAAAGCUCCUUCCUUUGUAAUUCACAACCAUUGUACAUUCCCCUUGAGCUAUGGACAGGCUGUGGUCAAUUUGUCUUCCACUGAUUGUACAGUUCAGGAGGAGACGGAGCUGUGUCCCAGCGUACCAACAGUCCAGCCUAAUCACCAUGCUCACUACACCUUUCCGUAUGUGAACAGCAAGUUCCCGGAGAUGUACGAGGCUUCUUCCAUACCCAGAAUGCACCUCAAGCCACUCAUUGGUUCACCGAAUGAGCAGCAGUGGAGCAGCGGGAUAGAUCUGAGUCAAGAGCAGGACCGAGUCAUCAGCAUAGCGUCCGGACUUGACCUCAAGCUUCAUGUGGAAAAGGUGGCCAUGUUGACUCUUGUUGUUGUUGAAACUGUCAGCAAAGCAGAGAUUUCGGCCAAGGAGAUCCGCAGCCGAAUCAAGGGUGGGGAAAAGACGGUUGUGGUCAGUGUGGAUCGUGCAGCAGUUGUGUCAGAGGGGGAGCCAGCUGUCUUGACUGGGGGUGGUUCAGGAGAUGGUGUUUUUGAUAAAUCAAUCCCCGAGAGAUUACCAAGCCUGCAGUCACUUCACAUGCUUCCUCGUCCUCAGAAAGCCCCAUCAGAAAGAAGUUUGAGGAUGAGUGUUGGUGUGUUCUUGCGGCAUUUCUGCUUUGUCAUGCUAGACGAAAGUUCUUCUGAGGACACGGUGGGAGAAGUUCUGCGGGUGAGCAUGGACAAUACGUACAUCACCUACUACCCUGUGAUCCUGAACAGACCACAGUCCCCACUCACAGAAAGCUUAAAAAAGCACUGCGUAGGGCUGUGUGUAGGUGAUAUGCAAAUUGACAACCAGUGCUUCGAGAAGGGACAGUUCGACUUCCCAGUCAUGCUGGUCAGGCAGGACAAAACAGCAGAAACCGGCCCUGCAGAUAUCGACGAAGAUUUCUUCAGCUUUACUGUGAUAGAAAAACACGCGUAUCUCCGAAGAUGCAGCCUGAUCCAUGCUCAGCUUGUGCAGUUAAGUUCGCCAUUUUGCAGAGGCUUAGUGAACGAUUCCUUAGAUGUUGCUCUGCAGCCAUUGUGUAUUUAUAUUGACGACUGCUUUGUGUAUAGAAUUUUGAAAGAAACGGAGGCACUGUUACCCAUAAAACUUUCAGUCGACAGGCAUCGAGAAGUCAGCAGCAGCGAGCUGCCUUCCAGCGUUUUAAACGCAUCCGUGUGUGGUGCAGACCCUGCAGUAUUCCGACAUCUCAGCAUUCAGCCUAUCAGGCUCCUUUUGAGUGUCCAUGCAUCCCUCAAGGUCUUCAUUGCCUCAGACCAGACCCCUCUGACGUUCGGGAAGUUUGAACGGGCUAAUGUCUUCACUACAGGACACCAGCUGUCUAAAACCCUGGUGAUGCAUUAUGUUUCUGGAGCCAUCUUCAGGGCAGGUUUGGUGGUAGGCUCCUUGGAUGUCCUGGGAAACCCCACAGGUCUGGUCAGGAGCGUGGGCAAUGGGGUGGCUGAUCUCUUUCGUUUGCCUUACGCUGGUCUCACGCGCAGCCCAGGUGCAUUUGUGUCGGGGAUCUCUAGUGGAAUGUCUUCCUUCCUACGCAAUAUUUCAGCAGGGACGAUCUCCUCCAUCACAAACUUUGCCGCCAGUGUCUCGCGCAAUAUGGAUCGCCUGUCCCUGGACAAUGACCAUUUCACACGUCAGGAGACGAAUCGUAAAUCCCGCCCGGCAGGGCUGUCCCAUGGGAUCAAGCAGGGACUCACAGGCUUUGGCCUCAGCCUGCUGGGGGCUGUAGCAGGCCUUGCUGAUCAGCCGAUCCAGGGAGCGCUGCAGAACCAGCAGGCAGAAUCGCGGGCAACAGCCACAGCCACGGGAAUUGUCUCGGGUGUUGGGAAAGGCCUGAUGGGAGUCGUGACCAAACCAAUAGGAGGCGCUGCGGAAUUUGUGUCUCAGACAGGACAAGGUUUCUUGCACAGCACUGGGCUGGUGAAGUUAGCUGAGCAGAGGUACAGGCCUGUGGAGGAGAGCUGGACCUCUGCCCUGAACAGUCGCGCAAAACAUCUUGGGAAGAUCCUCCACUCCCUUCCCCCUGGGAACUCCCUCAUCAUGGAGCUUGCCGCCACCCAGUACGAUGCUGCCGACCAAGCCAUGCCGGUCAUCCUUCUGUUGACCACUGACAUCCUAUUUGUCCUGAGCUGUGAGGAGGAUGGUCAACAACAAGCCUUCACUCUUAUCCAGCUUGACUGUGUCCACCGUGUGAACGAACCAACGCUUGUCACCCUCGUCUGGCGGGACUCAAUUCAAUACCCCAUCAAGCUGGAUCCAACAGUAGACCGUGUUGCAGAAUACAUUGACAAGUCCUCCAGUUUUGUCAGCUUGGCAGGGGUGGAGAGUGUUGCUAAUGGACACAGUCAGUCAGAUUCCUCGCCCACGUCACCUAGCACGGAGACUGUGACUACACCCCGUUACGAAUUCCACGUGGACUCCAACUAUAGGGACACGUUCAUCACACUGUUUGAGAUGACAAAGAAACAUCAGCUGGGGCAGGGGUUUUUAUUCUGAGCAUGUCAGAUAAUACACAUAAAGCAAAUAGCAUACUCUCUACCCAAAAUGUAUGAAUUUUGUAUUCUUUUGUACUGAAGUUGAAAUUUGGUCUUGCUGUUAUUUAACUACAUAAUUUAAAUGAAAUGUCAAAUUCAAGUGAUUUGAAUUUGUAUGUGAAAAAAAAAACAUUUAAGACCACUACAACCAUAAAUUUGAUCCUAAAUUUAUUGUGCUUAAAAAUGAAAUGUUUAUGGUAUGUCCACUUAAGAGACAGAAAAAGAAACAGGACAGAAAGAGCAGAUUUGAAGAUUUGUUUCUUUUAUGUAAGUAAUAAUGGAACUAAAAUAUAUCUGAAGAAGUUAAGGUAUGAUUUUAGUCACCUGAGGGUUCUCUUUGACCUUGACCUCAAAGACCAUGGUGUAUGAUCAAGGUCAUAAGAGAGAGAAUGAACAGGUAUUGCUCACAUCAAAUCAAAAUGCAGUUGUUGGAUUCUGAUUUGCUGAGGGAAUGUUCUCAUUAUUUAAAAGUUUACAAUGUCGUAAUGACAGGUAUAUGAUUUCUAAAGAACCUUUUUUUGCGGGCAAUUGGGGGAAAUCUGCUUUUCUGGCUGCAUGGCUUUGGUCUUUUUUAUGUUUUUUAUAGCUGUUUGGAUGAUUUCUUGUGAUGCUUGCGAAUGUUAAAAUAUGUAAAUGAUGAUAUUUUUAUGUGAAAUUAAACCAUGAGGAAUCUAUCCAUUAUAUGCGGCCGGGUAAUGACUUGACAUUCCAAAUUUCUUUGCAUUAAUUAAGUAUUGUGGACUGAUGCGUAAGAUUUCAAGCAAAAUGGAAGUACCCUUUAAAUUUCAGUUGACAUGGCGUCACAUGACCUAAAACCCCCAAUUCUCCUAAUUUUUAUGACAUACAUUGGUAGUGCUGGAAGCAAAGACUUACAUUUCUCUACUAGUUUUGGGGGAAAGUACACAUGAAUAUGUUGUUCCUUAGAUGGAAAACAACCCUAAAUAUUCCUGCUACAAUUAUAUGGACAAUGGCUAUAAAGAGCAGACCAGGUGUCCCCCUAAAAACAGAAGAAUUAGAUUAUGCUAAAAGCAGAGCAUGCAGAAGAAGAACAAUACUAUAUGUUACAUCCAUGCUGUGUGUAGGCUGCUCUGAAUUACACGUAAUUUGUAAGUUGCCUAUAUCUGAUCCAAUACUUGUAUAUGCUGGUGUUACCUAGAAAAUCUCCGCUUGAACUGCAUGUAUACAGGUCACGCGAAGGAAAUCCCCCAACAGUGCGCACACUCCAUCCCCUAUAGAUGUAUUGUACGUCACUGAUACCAUUAGCUGGCCGGGGAUUCACAUUUUGUUCAAAGCGAAGUGUUAAGGCAUGUAAGGCAGGAAGUGAUGUCAGCAGGAAAAAAAAGCUUUAUCUACUUUUUUUUUUGUCUUCCACUACUUGAUACUUGCAUGUGUGUGUUUGUUACUUUUCCGAAGUACAUGUACACAUAUCUUUGUAAUAGAAGUUUUUCUUGUUUUUAAUUCUUUUAAUAUUGGCAAACAUUAAUUGUUGAUCCAUACUGAAGGAGGAGGUAUGAAUGAUGCUGGGUAAAUAAUAUACCCCAAGUAGAGUUGAAAGGUCGCCCGUAUCUGAUGGUGUCAGUGAUGUAUGUUAAGGGAAAGGUUCGGAUCAAAGCAUGCACUGUGAGGAGUUUACUGAUUUAGACCAAGAUUGCAGGUGAAUAUUAGCAUAGUGGCCGAGGCCACUUUCACUGGCAUUUGGUUUGAGAUGAACUAGGUGUGGAGCCUUACAUGAAGCAUGUUGGGGAAGAUGACAGCAUUCGGAAAAUCGCCAGUACUAUGUAUGGGAAGUACCUUAUACUGUAUUUCAAGUUGCACAUUCCCAUUGCGGUGAAAUUUUACCAUAUCAUUCAUUGCUGAUCUUGAUUGUGAAAAAUUCAUGUGCACUAUGGUAUAUGUAUGGCUAUUUAUUACUUUUUCUGAGUUAGAUUGUCCGUGGUUUAGCACUGUCGAUCCUGUGUUCGAUUUAUCUACUUGUGAAUAUUUAUGAAAUCAAGUUCCUGCUUUCGUUUUUAUUUCUGAGGUUAUGAUAUUGCCCAGCUACAUAUCAGUCUUAAGCUUGCUUAUUUUAUAUGGGAAAUAGUAUUUUUUUUUUACAUUGGGUUUUAAAUUAUUUAAUUCCUGAAGUUCCGAAUUGCGCUAUAAGAUGGUAAAAUCCUGCCGUAUAUAAAACGUAAUUUUCAUCCCAUUGUACUAUAUUUGGGCAUUCAGAUGAGAUGUUUUUAUUGCUGAAAUUCUCUGUUUUAGCAGCUUUGUACAAUAAGAGCAAAAUUAUUUUAAUUGUGGAAGAAAAAUAUUUAAUUUUGUUGGAAUGUCAGCCUGAGAUUUAAAUGAUAACUGACUUGAAAAGUUAGAAAAUAAAUUGUCUCUGUUGAUGUACAUGGAAAUCAGCCAUCUAGUCAGAAGGCAUGUCCGUCAUGCCCGUGUCAUCUUCCACUAAGUUUAAGGGAAAAUCUUGGAAUCCUGGAGACUUUGGAUGUAUUUUCUUUUAAAGAAUAUGGAAACAGAUGAAAAAACGGUUUAACACAAACCAUCAACAAAUUUCAUUUAAUAUAUCAAGAAAUCCAGAAUAGAAAUCCACUGAAUAGAUUAAAUCGGCCUUGAUAUACACGCUCUAUACAUAUUGCUGUGGUAAACAUUCUUUUCACGUUUAGUGAUUAUAGUUUCCACACACAUCAAAGCAACAUUAUCGUCGUUAAAAGCUUAGUCUCCCAAAAGGGAUAGCGCAUUGGUCUAAGCACAUUUUAAGCGUGAAAUUCAUGUAUUGCGAAAUCUCGUUUGUAGCGCGGUUUUGCAGCUUAUCACAUAGAUUCAUGGUCACGUGUCAGUAUUAUCAUUUUGAAGGAAAUUGACGUUGAAAGCGGAAUUUCAAAUUACAUGAACCAUAUUCCAUAUUUUCAUGAUGAUUCACAUGUUAAUCCAUGGGUGAUGAAUAUUGUAGAUUAUAUAGCCUUACGUUACUGAUCGAUCCGAUGUUCUGCAAUACUAGAAUGCAUGUUUGAAAUCCACUGCACUGUCGUGCUGUGCAACUAGAUGGUUGCCAAAUACCGAAUGCUUUCCAUGCAUGCCAUGCAUGCUGUGUGGUUAUGAGUGCUUUAAAUUAAAGUUGUGUACAUUUCUUUCCAAUUGCCCACAUUAUACCCUCAUCAACGUGGAACAUGUCCAAUCUAUUUGCGAGUUCUUUUUACUAAUAAAUGUCCAUUAUAAAGAGUAAGGGGGGAGAUGGGGUUUGUUCCUGACCUGAGUAUGGACAAUGGAAAUUGAUUGAGACAUUAAUUGAUUUAUCCCAUCAAUUACUAAUUCUUAAUGCACUUAUGAUAGGAUCAACCACAAUUAGCCGUAGAAGGACAAGCUAUUCUCUGAGCUAAGUGAUGUUGUAACAACAUUUAGUUUUGAUGAAAGGAAAAUUAACUAUAAUGAAAGAAUUCAUGGUAAAUUCAUUGUCUUUGUCAUUCAGUUAUCUGUUGUUGAGCCAGAUCAGAGUCUCAGGUUGCCGUGCCGCGGAAAAAGACCAGUGGUAAACGUGGGCGGUAACCAGUUAGAAAUUAAUUGUAUAAAUUUUGUGCCGAUAUUUUGUAGGAGGUUUUGUGCCGAUUUCUAUCAACGGAAUUUUUGUGAUGGUGUGAAACUUUUUGUUCUGGUGUGGAUUUUGUGCCGAUACAAUGUACAUGUGUAUGGAAUUUAUCAGUUGAUUUUCCGAUGUGAGUUUUUUGUGUCGAUUUUUUUGUGUGAUGUUUUCUCUGGUAUGGAUUUUGUGCGGAUUUCUUUUGACGGAAUUUUUGUGCCGAUUUUCUGGUGUUGGCUUUUUGGACCAAUUCUGUGUUGUGAUCAUAGAUCAAACCAUAACGCUCUUCCCUUCAAAUGAGAAUGCUUACAAAUAGAAGAAUCUGAAGAAAAGGGCUAUACUUGUUAAAUUACUGGUUUAACUUUCCUUCAUAUUUGAGGUAUUAGCUGUGGGUUGAAAUAGAACCACUUUCUAGCCUCUUAACCCCAACGCCUGUGUGGGGGCCCUACCCUCGUGCAUGAGACUCCGAUCUGGUUUAAUAUAAAAUAAGUAUUAUGGAUUUACAGACAGGAAAACCUGUAUUUUUACUGAGAAAUUUACAUUGUACAUACAUACAAGGGCAAACCAAUGUAAACUUAUCAUGAAAUAUAUAUUGGUUAAUUUAUAAACGCUGGAAUAAAUUAAGUAUUGUUAC